Hydractinia symbiolongicarpus is the source of this 2297-nucleotide messenger RNA. RefSeq lists its product as uncharacterized. Gene Ontology annotation, molecular function: protein binding. The transcript is spliced from 5 exons. The record is from RefSeq and is a predicted model, not a curated record. Bases 201 to 1202 code for a protein of 333 amino acids. Gene Ontology annotation, biological process: signal transduction. NCBI's taxonomy places the organism in Eukaryota, Metazoa, Cnidaria, Hydrozoa, Anthoathecata, Hydractiniidae.
UUUCUUUCCUUUUUUUUCUUUAAAACUUUUUUGCUUGAUAUUAUUAUUUUUUUGUUUUCUUGAAAAUUAGGGCCGGUUGGGCCCGUAGAACAACUAAUUAAAUUGGAGUCGCCUAAAAGAAAAAAAGCCUACCACUGCCAUAUCCUAUUUUUAAUUCUUUUUAUAAAUUUAGUGAAAAAAUAAUGUAUGGUUAAUAUAUUAUGACCAUGGAUAUUGUUCCAGCUGGGUUGUUUCCAGAACACUUGCUGGUUGAAAUAGGUGCAUUGUUGUCACCAGAUAACCCUUUGAACCGUGAUGUGCGUGAUUUAGCAGGAAUAUUGGAUUUUAGUAACGAAGAAAUUCAUUAUAUUUGCACAAAAGAUUUUCCAUUUAAGUACAUGUUGGACCAAUGGUGUAAACGUGUUGGUGAUGAAGCCACAAUGGAGAAUUUAAAAGUAGCUCUUCAAGAGCUGAAACGUCCAGAUGCAGUGGAGGUUGUGGAAGACGCUAAAAAAGAAGUGCAAAACAAAAAUUUCUCUCAACUUCAUAAGCUUAUUAAUGAGCAAAACUGUCGAUUGGAUAAAGAUACUGGAUUUGUAAAUUUGAGAGAGGAAAAGCAAGGGAAUGGAACUGUUAUAAACAACGGUGAUAUUUUAAGCAGUGGUGAUAAUAACGAAAUAAAUGCAUUACAAAGUGAAAAUCCACCAAAAGUAUUUAUUGUGUAUUUUCCAGAAAGUGAGGAACAUAUGGAUAAUAUUAGAGAACUAACAGCAUAUCUUCGUAGUAUGGCUAUUGAUGCAAGAGCUGACAUAUUUGAAACAUUAGAAAGUCAUAACAAACAAUUGUACAUAUUGAAUAGCGUAGAAAAAUCAGAUUUUGUUUUAGUUAUGUGCAGUACUACUUUGAAACACAGUGAAAAACUGAUUAAUAAAAAAAACACCUCCAAGUUAUCUGACAAAAUCAAAGAACUCCUGUUUGUGAUGAAUUUGGUAAUAAGUGACAUAUAUCGAAAAAAAAGUAAAAGUUGUAAAUACAUUCCAGUGUUGCUACCUAAUUGUAAAGAUUCUGACGUGCUUCGUACUUUGAUUGCUCCAAAAAGAUACAGAAUUCCAAAUGAUUAUGAUAGUCUAGUUCGGAGAUUAUUUAAAAUCGAAACUUAUAUGUUACCUCAGGUCACAGGUAAAACUAAAAAAACUUUUCUUCCAAGGUUGUUUCAACAUUAAGAGCAUUAUUAUUUGGUUACAUAUGUACGUGGAUUGGUUAUAAACAAGGUUGUCACAUUUGGGAAACCCUUGGUUAUUCAGAAUUGUUUAAUCACUUAUCCCUGUGAAUGGCAUUUGGAAGCCUUAGAAAAGCAAUAAUCAUAUUGUUAAAUAUAUAUAUUUCAGUUAUGGUGCUAUUGACUUAACAAUGGCACUUACGCAAAUAAUUCAUUUCCUGUACAGAAUACUGUAUGCCUGAUUAUUAACUCUUUUUAGACAACAAGGCAAAUUAUUUUGUACAUAAAGUUUACAUUUAAUUCCUUUUAUUUUUGUUCGUACAUAAUGUAUAUGCAAUGAAACCAGUGAUUUAUUGAUACAUUGAAUUUAAGUUUUUAAUUAUUUUUUUUUUAAUUAUUAAUUUAUAUAUAUAAAAUUGAUUUAUUUUGAAACAUGCAGAUAGCCUAAUUAUAUCAUGCAUCAGUUUGAAGUAAUAAAUUACAUGGUACAAUCGAACUGUAACUUUAUUUUACAAGGUUUAAUAUAAAAUUUAUAUUCCCAAAAAAACUUUUUGCUCUUUUUUUUGUCUUGAUAUCUUUGUAUUCAUAUUUAUACCACAUAAAAAGAAUUGUGGAUUUAUUUCCCUUCUCUGGUUUGGAAAAUGUCAUGUGAUACUUUUAAACCAAUCACAAGUCAGUGCUUUUCAGGGUAGCUAUUGUUGUUUAAAUGAAAACUUGCUCUUUACCCAUAAUACUUGUUUAAUUAUUCGUAACAAGGCUGAAUUUUUGCUUUUUAACUUUCGACUUUAUAUGUUGCAUAGUUUUGGUGAAUUUUUAUUAAUUUCUAUUUAUUUUUUAAUGAUACUUGUUUAAUUAAAACUGCAAUGAGUGUUUGACUCCAUGUUUGUCACCCUCAAACGAAUGUGCUACCACGUAAUAUUCUGACCAGUAGAAUACCUUUUUUUUGUUGUAUUUUGGUUAUAUAGCUGUUACUUACUUUUAUUACUAUUUAACUUAUUGCAGGCAGUAUUGUAAGUCAAAUAAAAAAUAAGUUGUUUUUAUUUUGUAUCUAUUUUUCUAUUAUUUUUCUCCAAUAAAGAGGGAAUGGAAAUAAGGAGGC